Messenger RNA from Gadus macrocephalus (Pacific cod), 1178 nucleotides. RefSeq names its product transmembrane protein 134 (gene tmem134). Bases 242 to 871 code for a protein of 209 amino acids. The record is from RefSeq and is a predicted model, not a curated record. The transcript is spliced from 8 exons. Lineage: Eukaryota; Metazoa; Chordata; Actinopteri; Gadiformes; Gadidae.
GGGGCGUACUCAGGCCAGUGUAAUCGAGGGCCAAUUCAACGAAAGAAGAAACACAAAAGUUUUAGAAAGUUUUCUUUGGCAGCCAGAUGCCCUCUAUGAUUUUAUAAAAACGCGACACAGAUAUUCAACCAUGUAGAUAUGUGAAGGAUUGCCUAUAAACGUGAAGUUCGUGUCAUCUUGUCUUCAGAUAUUUUCAAAGACAUGCGCUCCAACCCACUGGGCCAGGAGGACUUCUGAGACCAUGGCAACGCAGUUCAGCAUCGAUGACGCGUUCGUUCUGGACGGAGAAGAGGAUGUGGCGGUGUCCGACGGAGAACGGGAAGGAUGGAAUAGUCGAGAAAAGGACAGAGAAGCAGCAGGAGAGAUGACAUUUGGUCCCUUGUCUUUCACGAAACCUCAGAGUCACCCCUCGCCGACAACCGCCGGCUCUGCAGACCACAGCAAUCUCAAGUAUCAGAAUCUAGAAAAUGAGGACGUUUUGGGAAGCAGUGGGCAUUCCUCGUUCAACAACUUCUUUAAAAUCAGUGACCCUUCCAACCUGUCUUACUGUAGCUCGCAGUGGUCUUUCAGUACCCUGAGCUCCGUCACCCACCUCUCCGCACACUGCUGCGGGUGGAUGUCUCACCCGCUUGUCAAGAAGAACUACAGAGUUGUCCUGGCUUCGUUCCUCCUGCUCAUCACUGGAGUUGCCCUUAUUUUUACAGGCAUUGUAAUCCAGUUAAACCCAGACGCAGGUGUUUCAAGUGCGAUUUUCUUUGUUCCCGGAUUCCUUCUCUUCAUACCCGGGGUUUACCAUGUGACUUACAUCAGCUGUGCUGUUCACGGGAGGCGGGGCUUCAAAUUCUUCUACCUGCCUUACUUUGAAAAAUAAUCUGUGGUUCCAACUCUACAUCUUGUCAGUAUUUACUGAUCUUGUUUUUCCGUUGCUAUGUUAUUUUUUUCCACACUUUGUUCAGUCUUUAUUGUAAAAAGAAACACUAAAUGAAUUGUCCAUCAUAUGUUUUAACAUGUCAUUAUUAUGACCACUUGUUAAUUUUAACCACUUGAGUGUUACAUUUUUUUUUCACUUUAUAUGCGUUGUUAUGAUAAUAUUUGGUAAACCUGUGGACGCUUCAAAUAUGUGAAUGAUGACAUAGAAAUGUGAAAUAAACAAAUUAACUUUUUGUAUAGUAAAAGAA